Molecule: messenger RNA, 3566 nt
Organism: Dermacentor albipictus
Lineage: Eukaryota; Metazoa; Arthropoda; Arachnida; Ixodida; Ixodidae
Product: forkhead box protein B1-like
Biological process (GO): anatomical structure morphogenesis; regulation of transcription by RNA polymerase II; cell differentiation
Molecular function (GO): DNA-binding transcription factor activity, RNA polymerase II-specific; RNA polymerase II cis-regulatory region sequence-specific DNA binding
Source: RefSeq, a predicted model, not a curated record
CAGUCGACGCAAGGUGCACGCAACGGGGAGGACCGGUCGGCGUGCGCUGGGCAACGCGUUGUGACGCCCGACUCCGCGAGAAGGUCGCCGACACGACUCCAUCCACCACGGCUGUGACUCCCAAGCAACGCGGCAGCAGCGCUGGCGCUUCGGCAACCAUGCCGAGGCCCGGCCGGUCGACGUACGGAGACCAGAAGCCGCCCUACUCGUACAUCUCGCUCACCUUCAUGGCCAUCCAGAGCUCUCAGGAGAAGAUGCUCACGCUUAGUGACAUCUACAAGUUCAUCAUGGACCGCUUCCCCUACUACCGCAAGAACACGCAGCGGUGGCAGAACUCGCUCAGGCACAACCUCUCAUUCAACGACUGCUUCAUCAAGAUCCCGCGCAGGCCCGACCGGCCGGGCAAGGGCAGUUACUGGGCGCUGCACCCGGCCUGCGGCGACAUGUUCGAGAAUGGUUCGUUCCUGCGGCGACGCAAGCGCUUCAAGCUGCCACGCCAGAUCAAGGACGCCACGGCCGUGGCGCUAGCCGAGCUGAAGCACUACGAGACCGUGUCGCAGAACGCCAUCCAGGAACAGGCCAAGAUGCGCCUCACCGCCCUGGCUGCGGCACCGAGUCACCUGCAGGGACACCACGCCGACGCCCUGAGGCACGGGACCGUGCUGCCCAACUACGCCAAGCAGUCGUUCUCCAUCGAGAACAUCAUCGCACCAGACGGCAAGAACUUCAGCGGCGUGCUGCCUCCGAGUCCCCCGUACACGACGUCGCCGCACGCGCCGCCCCACUUGAGGUCCCUCCCACCGUUCCCAUGCUCUCUGCCUUACGCGACCCAGGCGUCCUGGCACUCGACGUAUUCCAGCCUCGUGGCAGCCGCGGCCGCUGGCCGGCAAGACCUCAACGGCUUUCUGUGCGGGGCGAAGGUGCCGCCCGGUCACUACCCCCUCGCCGGCGUCGUGCCCGUGCCGCCAGGCACCGGGAUGCCGUUUUCGCUACCGUCGCUGCCCCUCAAGCCGCCGGCUCUUCUGCCGGCGUUCCAGUUCCCAGGCCUCACAGCCGAGCAGUCCCUCUUGACAGCACAGAUGACAUCCCAAAUGACGUCGGCAGCAGUGACAACCACGAGGGUGCCGCCGCCUCCCAGACCGGACUCGGCGUCUAGUGAUAUAUCUUGCAGGUCGCUAGAUGUGGUGUCGGACGAAGUGGCGAACGACCCCUGUUAGUGACGUUUCACCCCUUCCUACGAACUCUGGUUCGAGCGCCACACUCCGCCGGCGUGGCCCACGAACAUUAUUUAUAAGGCGUGAGACGACUACCGUUGUGACUUGUGCAGCACCGGGUGGUGUGGAUGUGUGGAUGUGUGUGUCUGUGCUAGGUGUGCGUGUAAAUAUUUUUCCCUGGUGUCUCCACGUGAGCACUGGGUGCCUUGUAUAAAUGUACAGAUGACUGAAUGAAGCGAACGUUGGACGAAUCGAGAAGCAAUGAAGAAUGCAGCGGCGAGCGGAGAGAUAGCGCGAGCCUGCAACUCUUCAAUAUAGUUCCUUAUUUCUGAUAAUUCUCAAGAAGCCAAAGCGUUCGAAGCGGGCUUUAGUUUGAAGAAAUGAGAAAGAGCAUUGUCAAGGUGGAAAAUCACGGCGAAGACCUCACAAUGGCACGUCUUGGAAACAACAUGACUCACCUCACAUGGCAGCAGCCUUCUCAGCACUCCAAACAGAUGGAUCUUCAGCGUGUGUUGCAUGUUCUCAACGGGCACCGCCUUUACUAGAAAGCAUCCUCCCAUCGACAUGAUUCUCGCAGGCAUCUUCUGCAAAACCACGCGGAGCUCUGUUCAGCAUAAACCAGCCGACAGGUCACCUACAAUAUACAACUGUACGCUUCUGGAAGACGCAACGAAGAACGGUAGGCAAACGAUUUUCAACAAAGACGGUCUCUUUUCUCUCGAAACUCAAACAGCUCCUUUCUUUCACCCGCCGAAAACGAUCGAGGCCCUCGCGAGAACGAAAGCACCGUAGACACAAUGCACUCUUUCAUUCUCGACUUUCGUUUACGGACACCCGACGCCCCAAGGCAAGCACGCAUGGCAGCAAGCAGUUCUUCAAGAUGGCCACUGUUCGACAAAUACAUUGCUCUCUCUCUCUCUCGCUUCGGGAACUCAUCGGCCCUCUCAGACAGCGUGGUGCCUUCCUGCUUCAAAAAAGUCAACCGUCAGACACGCGGGCAAAAAGGAAAGGCGAAGAAGAGGGACUUCUCUCGCGAGAUGAUCCUCCCAGCUGCACGUGCAUGUCCCCGAACGAACGGUGUGCCAACGCCACAGGAGACACAGUGCCUCGGUUUUUCCAUCGAAGUGCCGCCGCCAACCCUGCCCGGGCACAACACACGUAUUCGCUCACCGCGGACGCUCCCUCCCACCGAGCAGCGUCGUCUACUUUCUGCAGGUGCGUGCCCAUCGUUUUCCUUCUUCUGAAAGAUAAAAGAAAGCCACGGUGCCCUAAAAGUCAAGAGAAGAACAAGCCCCGAAACGGGCACUGCGUGUGUGUCAUCCAGCCGCGACAAUAGAAGAGAAAGGCGCGAAGAUACAAGGACGCUAGAGAGAGAGAGAGGGAGAGGCCAUGCACUCAGCGGGCGCCGCUCGACACCCCCGCCGUUCCGUUAUUGUCCUCCUCCGUUUGUUCCUGGGAGGAAUGUGGACUUUCUCGCCGUUUUAAAAGAAGGUGCAUGCACCUAUGCGCAUGGUAGACCUCUCUACACGCGCUGUCUGUCCUGGUCACCAGCCGCUAUGGUGACACCGCCACCACCCCCUCCAGAAUCUGAAGAAUCGCGAACUACCCGCUGAGAGAUGCUGUGCUGCAUGCAGUGUGCGCGCACCGCAGAAAGAACACAGGGGACACAUUUCUUUCGUUUCCGUUCCCGCACAGCACUGUGAGAGGAGAACCAAGAGAAAAAAAAAAAGAGUAUGCUGUAUAGAAUAGCGAUGCCUUCCCCAGUUCUAGCAUAUUGGAAAGUGCAUGCGCAUGUACACGUUGUGCCCCUCUAAAUUUAAGCGCUGCUUUCUUUCCUUCGUGCAUUCUGUCAAGUCUCGCUCACCUUGUAAGGUUGAAAGGAGCUUGCUGUUAAAAACUGCCCGUGCUAUCAUUGUCGCGAGCGUUUUAUCUAAAUGGUCUAAGGAAAGCUAUGAACACGUCACAUAGUGCAGUUGUUUCUUGUCGAGAACCGACUCCCGGUGGUUCAAAUGUCGGCGUAGGGUCGCCUUGAUCUCAUACUACGUGCUCCACAUCAUUUUGCAGCAUUUUCUUCCUGAUAAAACUUGUAACCUUCGAACUUUGCAACUUGAUUUCUUUAAAAUGAGGAAUGUGUCACUAUAGUAAACAAUCAAAAAAGGGAACCACCGUGAAGCCGCAGCUGGGAAAUUACUCUGUUCCAUAAAUUUGCAUCUCCAUGCCAUAUUUCUUUUACCAUUGGUUUCAGCGUAAUCUUGAACUCAAGUGAUUUGUACCUGCAGAAGAACUCAUGUCAUGCACUCAAGGAGGUUCACAUUGUUGUCGUACAGACACGCAGUAAACUUUCUAACAUGU